Molecule: messenger RNA, 3676 nt
Organism: Pomacea canaliculata
Lineage: Eukaryota; Metazoa; Mollusca; Gastropoda; Architaenioglossa; Ampullariidae
Product: FAD-dependent oxidoreductase domain-containing protein 2-like
Molecular function (GO): flavin adenine dinucleotide binding; monooxygenase activity
Source: RefSeq, a predicted model, not a curated record
GCUUGUCUGAAAAACAAAACGUGAUGAAACUUAAGCUGACGCAACAUAAAUGAUGGAAAACUGAUAUCAGACGCUUCGAAAACAGAAAUGAAAUAGAUACAGUACAUCCUGGACGGCAGAUAGUAGCAGCUCUACACGGAAACAAGGGUUACAACCACACAGUGCAACAUUAAUAAUCAAUCAUACCAUCAUAUUAAUACUAGCCCACGGAAUAGAUAUACAUACAUGGAGUAACUGACAAACGAACAACUUUAUUAAAGCCAGUGAGCAGUUAUAACUAGGCCAAUACAUGAACAUCACUUCUUGCAAAAAGUUGACAGGACCUGCUGGAACAUGUGACAUCGACUGCAGAUCGAGUUUUAACCUUCAGCAGUUUGUGAAGCAGUGCACCACUCCCCGAGACCAAUGGUCUGCAAAGAUGUGGUGUGCAAAAGAGCGGAUCAAAGUGUCACAGACGGGUGACUAUGUACGAUACCUCUGGCCCAAGAGUCGGCAUUGCUAAGGAACGAGAGAAAAGUCGCCCGUCCCCUAGAGGCUACGGCGCCAAGAAACGGCGUCUUUCUUCUUCGUCCUCUUUUGUUGGGAUGUAUAUGUGAGUUCAGAGAACCUCUGGUCCUCAACGACUACAGCAAGGUGUCUUGUGAGGACAUCCUUGUGUUCAAUCAGUGGACGGCAGCGACAUUUACUGUAGGUCGCUUAAAUAAUUCUUUUUUUUUUCAGGUCAGGCUGAAUGGGGAAACUUCUGUUGGAGCUAACCAAAGAUGACACCCAGAGUUUCCUCACUAAAUGCCUUGACCUCACAUACUGUGGCCUUGACAGUAAUCACCUCAUGGGCUUUCUUAUUACUACUGUUGACCCCACCAAGCUUUGCCUUGACCUCGGAACCUCACCGGUAUCAUGACUACUGCAUUGUUGGAGCUGGUCCUGCUGGCUUACAGCUUGGCUUUUUCUUAAAAAGAGCAGGCAGAGAUUAUAUAGUCUUUGAAAGGUCAACUAUUCCAGGACAGUUUUUUGUUGAUUAUCCGCGGCAUCGGAAGCUGAUCAGCAUCAACAAACGCCACACUGGAAGGACAAACAAAGAAUUCAACCUUCGGCAUGACUGGAACUCAUUAUUAUCUGAUGAUGAAUCACUUUUGUUCAGGCACUACUCCAAAGAUGUUCCACAUGCAGAUCAGCUGUUGCGCUACCUUCGUGACUAUCAGCAACGCCUUGGCAUUAAAGUGCAAUUCAGCACUGAAAUCAGCAAUAUUCACAGCCUUCCUGAUGAUACAAUGCCUGAUGGUGUGUUAUACUACAUGAAUGAUCAACUUAAUAACUCCUAUUCAUGCAAAGUCUUGAUAAUUGCAACUGGUAUGGGAAAACCCAAUAUUCCUGCAAUGAAAGGCAUUGAAUAUGCUGAUGGAUAUGAAAGCAUGUCACUAAAUCCAGAAGACUACGAGGGGAAAAGUGUCCUGAUAUUGGGUCACGGCAACUCAGCCUUUGAAGUAGCAGAUAGAAUUUAUGGUGUGACAAAUUUAAUCCACAUGAUAGCCCGCUCUCGAAUCAGACUAUCAUGGGCAACACAUUAUGUUGGAGAUUUAAGGGGAGUCAAUAACGCCCUGCUUGACACAUAUCAGCUUAAGUCUCUGGAUGGGCUACUUGAAACUUCUGUAGAGAGAUUCGAACUGAAGAAAAGGGAUGGCAAAAUCUUUUUUACAUUUUCAUAUCAAGACAGAAGUGAAUUUCAGAAACUCUUAGACAACUUCCCAUUGCGUGAGCAGUAUGAUAAAGUUAUCCGUUGCCUAGGUUUCACAUUUGACUUCAGUCUAUUUCAAAAUAAAUCACUAGCACGCCGUAGUGGGCGCUUGAAGAAGUUCCCCGCCAUCAAUUACAACUAUGAGUCAAGCUCUCACCCAGGGGUGUUUUUUGCGGGUACAGCUACACAUUCCCUUGACUUCAGAAAAUCAGCAGGGGGCUUCAUUCAUGGAUUUAGAUAUACAACUCGAACACUACAUCGACUUUUAGAAUGGAGAUAUGAGAAAGUUUUGUGGCCUCAUCAACCCAUUCCUAUGGCACAUCUCAUGAACCAGCUGCUUAAACGCAUGAACGAGGCUUCAGGUCUUUACCAAAUGUUCCAGAUUCUUGGGGAUGUGAUUGUUUUAUCCAAGGAUGGUGAAAGUGCAUACUGGUUUGAAGAAUUCCCAAUCAACAUGCUCCCUGAGUUCACCAGCAGAACAGGGUUCUCAGCCAAGCGGAUGCUAGUGCUGGUCAUGGAGUAUGGCUCUGAGUUUUCUGGUGAAGACAAGGACAACUUUCGCUAUGAUCGUGCAGUAUCGCAUCCUAGUAAAGCUCACAACUCCAACUUUCUUCAUCCUGUAUUGUACUACUAUGAAAAGGUGCCUACAGAGCUGCAAAUGAAAACAGAAGGAGAGGAAGAGACUUUUCCUCGUCCAGCAGCCAUACAUCACAUCGUUGAGGAUUUUCUGACAUCGUGGGACAGACCAUUUUCACACAUCAUGCCCUUGCGUCACUUCCUGGAUCAUAUUACGAAGACAGACCUGCGAGACCGCUUCUCUCAGGCAUGUUUCUUUGAGGCCAUGACCCAUGAUAAUGUGGGUCUGCUCUGCAAGCAAAGGUAUUUGAUGGGCCAGGGUCUGUCAGCUACUCCUGAGAUGAUGAUCAAAACCAACCUUGAGGGGCUUUGGCCGAAGUAAGAUAACUAAACCUCAAAGUGUGUCAUUAGUCAACGUGAACAGAGAGAAAUACCACACCACACUAACCAGUGACUAGUUCUACCGACGCUUCACAGGUGAUGGUGAGAUGUGGGGAGCAAUGGAGGAAGGACACCGCCUCUCACAAUUUGACGAGAUGUAACAUGAUUUCAAAUAUUUCUUCACUGUCCAGCCUACCGACGCAGCCAGUCCGCAAUGAAUAUACUACUUUCCCCGUAAUUAUUUUGUUUUACAGUGUUUAUAAAUUUCAUUGCCUCCUAAUGCAAAUAAGAAGUUUUAAGUAAUGGUGAAAAAUAAAAUAAAACCAGAAGCCACAAUGACAUCUAAGACAGAUUUUCAAAGACCUAUCUUUCAAUAACAUCAUGAUCAAUGCACAUUUGUGUCAUCACAGAAGUAUGCAUUACUUAGUUUGGAAAUAAUUAGCCUCAGCUCUCCUGGACUUUCACUUGGAAACAUCGAGGCUGGGUUUUACUUUUUUUAUGGAUUUGCUUGUUAAUAUUUCACGUAGUUAAAAUAGAACUUUCUUUCUUGUAGCUGUUUUCAUUAAUCUUAUGUGUAUUUGUAUGUUGUGUACAUGUUUUUAUUAUAUAACAUAAGGAAUUCGUAAGUGCUUCAAGUGCUGGAUUUUUUUAUUUGUUAAAAGAGAAGUUCAAUUCGCCCUUCUCGAAGCUGUCGCGAUUUAAAUCACACGACACCUUAGUCUCUCUUAAAGGUUUGGAACUGACUCCUAGCCACUCACAGGCAUGGAUACUAUGUGUGCGUCGAGAAAGAUGCAGAGGGAUAGAAAGACAAGAAGUCUAGGAGACAGACGAAUAGAAUCAUAGACAGGGAAGGAGAAAAACAUAAUGUUAAUCAUGUUGUAUGUGCGAAGGCUUGUAGGUGCGGGUUAAGAAAAUAAGUUAGUUGCAUGCAUUUACAGAAAAAAUGCUAAACAGAUACUGACCAGGGCUGCCUGAGUGGAUUAA